CGGCUGCUGCCUAGAGAGCCAGACACAGAGCAAGAGGCAGAGGGGAGGACGUAGUAGCAGAGGCUGACAGAAGAGGUGGGCAAUUCAGCCCCAGAGAGAGAGGGGGAAACGGGGGAGCCAGCAGGGCUGGGCUUUUGCAAGAAGCCGCUCCAGAGCCUGACAGCGGGUGCCUGCCUGGAGAAGCAGCUUGGGAAGCAGACAGGCCUGAGCCAGAGCUAAGUUUCAGGGGACAUUAUUUGGGAAGACUGCCCUGAGACCACACCCUGCCUGCCUGCCUGCCAGGAGCAGCUGCCUGGAAGAGACCUGAAGGGGGCGACAUCCCACUUGUGCAUUUAAAAAAAAAAUCUGCAAAGAGACUUUUGUGGGAAAAGUUGGAUCUUUAUUAUCAAGAACAUCCUCUGUGAUAACAGGACCCUUGGGAACAAGUCUCACGUGCCUUCUGGAAGCCUGACAGCGAACUCAAAGCCAGGAGGCUUAAGACAAGUUUGUGCACCAGAAGGAAAAUUGUAAGACAGGAUGACUGAGAACUCUGCUGCAGCACCUGCUGCCAAGCCCAAGAGGGCCAAGGCGUCCAAGAAAUCGACGGACCACCCCAAGUACUCUGACAUGAUUGUGGCCGCCAUCCAAGCUGAGAAGAGCCGGGCUGGCUCAUCCCGUCAGUCUAUCCAGAAAUACAUCAAGAGUCACUACAAGGUGGGGGAGAAUGCUGACUCCCAAAUCAAGUUGUCCAUCAAGAGGUUGGUGACAACAGGUGUCCUCAAGCAGACAAAAGGGGUGGGUGCCUCGGGUUCCUUCCGCCUGGCCAAGGGCGAUGAACCCAAGAAAGCACCAGUCAAGAAGGCCAAGAGAGAAGUCAAAAAGGCUACAACACCCAAGAAAGCCGCUAAGCCCAAGAAGGCUGCUGCCAAGUCACCAGCCAAGAAGCCCAAACCUGCGGCAAAGAAAGCCAAAAAGAAGCCAGCAGCUACCCCAAAGAAAGCCAAGAAGCCAAAGACUGUCAAGGCCAAGCCAGUGAAGGCCUCUAAACCUAAAAAGGCAAAAGCAUCAAAGCCCAAAGCAAAGUCCAGUGCAAAGAAGACUGCUAAGAAAAAAUGAAGUGUGAGCUUGGGACCUACUUUCUUGAACAUUCUUCUUGAGCUGUACUCUGUAAAUAGAUCUUUCCUUUAUUCUCUACUCCUUUCUAUUGCAGCUUUAUAAAAGACUGAACUAUUAUUCCCAUGCAGUAGUUUAAACUAAUUACUUCUUUAAAAGGCAUCAUCAAUAGAGAACCUGUUUGUUUGGAUUGUUUCAAUUGUAAUUUUAAAUACAUUUUAUGUGUUCAUCUUUGCUUCCCCUCCCCAUUAAAGGUAUGCAGUACUUCUUUUGUUUUGAGCAUGAGGGAAGACUGGAGAGGAUUUUACUAAAAGAAGAUUUUAGAUGAAGAAAGGAACAUGCUGUGGGACGCCUUUAGUAGAGGCACCUUAAAUUAUGUCUUUGAGAAAUGUAACCAUAGUGGAUGCUGUCAGCUACCAACAACUGAAUGCUGUAACUUGCUUUUUCUUAAAAGUGCAAAUUCAGGUUUUCAUGGAUAAAUUAGCUACCAGUGAUCAGUGAAUGCAUAUAGGAUUAUAAGUUUCUUUAUAGUUCUGGUGGGGACUGGAUGGGUGGUGGUUGAUCAGCUUUCUACUGACUUUGCUAUUUCAUAGACAAAGUGUGCUGAUAUUGGGGGCAGGGGUAAGUCAGUGGGAAAUUAUGCAAAUAUUUGGACUUAAUUGUUCUAAAAUUUUUAUAGAUUGAUCAUGCUGAAAUGGAAAUGAGUAAAUAUUUUGAUGACCCUUCUUCCUAAGGCAUCUUAUCUUCCUUCUGGAGUCUGACCACUAUUUUGGUCGUAGGUACUUCUGGGGAAGAUAUGAACAAAAACCGUCCUUUCUGUGUUGUCCCUCCGUGUGCUUCUCAGUUCUGCAGUGCCUGCCUCCUAAUCCACAGCUUUUGUGCUUAGGGUAUUGUGUAUACAGGACACCCCCCAUUCCCUAUUAAUUAUUACUUCCUCAUUUGUCCGCUUCUCAACUGGGUGAAGGAAAGAACAAAUGUAGAGAGUAAUAGACAUGUAGCCUAUAUUGAAUCUCUUCAGAUAGCUUUAUGAACCUAUGCCCUAUUAUUUGCUUAGGUUUGAGGUGGGUGUUUUCCACAGGUGGACUGGAAAGGAUAAUUUUCAGUACUCCCAACUUUUUUUUUAAAGAUAUGCUUGUUUAAACGAAGAAUUCUCAUAGGAUUGGUACCUGAUUGUCUGUUUUACUUUGUAGGUGUGAUUUUGUGUAAGAAAGCUUUAGCUGUCUUUGUAAUUUUAGAGUUUAAAAAUAAAAUCAAAAACAGCAUAACA
Pogona vitticeps (central bearded dragon) is the source of this 2359-nucleotide messenger RNA. It is a transcript of the gene H1-0, whose product is annotated as H1.0 linker histone. Gene Ontology annotation, biological process: chromosome condensation; nucleosome assembly; negative regulation of DNA recombination. The record is from RefSeq and is a predicted model, not a curated record. NCBI's taxonomy places the organism in Eukaryota, Metazoa, Chordata, Lepidosauria, Squamata, Agamidae. Gene Ontology annotation, molecular function: nucleosomal DNA binding; structural constituent of chromatin; double-stranded DNA binding. Gene Ontology annotation, cellular component: nucleus; nucleosome.